This is a messenger RNA of Coregonus sp. 'balchen', 538 nucleotides long. Lineage: Eukaryota; Metazoa; Chordata; Actinopteri; Salmoniformes; Salmonidae. The record is from the annotation of a GenBank genome assembly.
CCCUGGCAGGUCUACCUGUGGAACACUAAGGGGGGCUGGUAUGGGAAGGAAAGGUGCAGUGGUGCCCUCAUCAACGAGUGGUGGGUGCUUACCGCCUGGAACUGCUUUGUCGAGUGGGUGUUCCCCCUUUUUUCCUUUCUUGAAAUCAGUGUGAAAAUGCAUGCAGCCCAUAAGUUCCUCUCCUCUCUACUCCACUCUACUCUACUCCUCUCCUCUCCUCCUCAAACCUGGCCACACUAUGGUGUCUCUGGGGGAGCAUGACCUGACGGUGGAGGAAGGGACAGAGCAGCACAUCCGGGUGGCCAGAUAUGUGCAGCACGGGCCGUAUGCACGAGGCCCCUCUCACAGUCUGGCAAUGGUGAAGCUGGCAGAGCCUGCCCGGUUAACUCAGCAUGUCAUGCCUGUAGCCCUACCCACACGCUGCACUCAGCUCCAUGAGAAGUGUCUGGUCAGCGGCUGGGGCUCCACCAUACCGGGACAGGGUGAGUGGACCAUAAAGCCAGGGGAGGGCUAUAUGCCUCAACCCAAAUUAAUGGAA